AUGGACUUGACAAGGUCUGAUAUUCUCGCUUUACUAGGCUGCUUAAAGAUAGCCUUACCAAAGGAAACAACAUUAUCCGAAGGAGCCCUCAAAAAGCGCCUUUCACAAGCCCUAGACGCCGCACAAUCGUUCGAUAAAGUCAUCGGCUUAUCAACACCCAUCAAACCCCUGGACUACGGAACAUGGCCUUCCUCCUCACAGCCCCUCUCAGAAGCUCUCAGGCGGGGCAAUCUUAUGGAAGCCACACAGAAUUCGAUGAUGGGGUUGACGCAGGAACAAAGGGGAAUGAUUCCCAAUUCGACCAAGGAGGAAGAUACUUUCACGGAGCUCAGGCAGAUCUUGCUCAAUUUUGGGCAUCGGUAUGAUGCCGGGGGACGUGUUUUCGUUUUGCAAGAUACGCAGCAGGAGUCGGCGAUCAUUGUCAGACUCUUGGAUGUACGUGCUAUCGAUGAUAAGUCCCCGCUUCUGGUACUCCUGUAUAAACCCGUGAAGCCAACCCCCGCGAAGCGUCUUUACGACGUUAUAAGCCCAUUCAUUGCACCGAGUACAGCAAUCAUUUCGGUAUCCACGACAGAACUGGAACGCAAGAUGUUCUUGAAACUGGUUUCCCAAAACGCGAAGCAUGUCUCGUCGAGCUAUAAACCCCAACGGUCCCCGACAGAGAGCGACUUCACACUUUCGGUGAUGCUCCCACUAGGCCCACUGAACAUGCACGAUCUGGGCAAGUUGAACAGUAACUUCGGAUGUGAAUUAUGCGGGAAACGCGAAGCCAGCAAGUGCACUGGAUGUUUCUCCGUGGUGUAUUGCGGAAAAGAAUGCCAGACCGCGGAUUGGAAGGAUCACAAGAAGACAUGCAAGACGCUCAAGGGAGGCACAUGGCUCACGAUCCACUUUGAGCGGCCCCCAGGCUUCUCAACGAUCAUGAAUCGGUACGACAGCCCUCGCGAACAAAGCCUACGGACCACUGUACAAAGCGACGCCGACGGGCCACCGCCCAACAUCCACUCUAACAAAAUAUUCCUCGUCAAAAUGCAGAGCUCACUCACGCUCACCUCGGACGCCGACGCGCAGAUGUUGAUCUACGACCGACAACGGAGUUUUCAGGCAUAUUGGAAGAAAUACGGCGGCUCCAGCGGGCAUGAUGACUUUGAGGUGUAUCGCAAAGCGGAGAGGGAGAUUGCGGGUGGGUGGCAGGGGAUCAAGAUGUAUAGGUGGGCGAGGCGUGUUGGGGAUUAUGAGCUGAGUGUGUGUUUUGAUAGGGCGCCUGGGACUGAUCCUGUGUGGUGA
This is a messenger RNA of Laccaria bicolor S238N-H82, 1287 nucleotides long. RefSeq lists its product as uncharacterized. NCBI's taxonomy places the organism in Eukaryota, Fungi, Basidiomycota, Agaricomycetes, Agaricales, Hydnangiaceae. Bases 1 to 1287 code for a protein of 428 amino acids. The record is from RefSeq and is a predicted model, not a curated record. The transcript has 3 exons.